AUGGCGUCAAACAACAACAACAAUUCUCGUCAUGGUGGAUUCCAGCCAAGCCAACGAGGCCGUGGCCAAGGAGGUCGUGGUCGAGGUCGAGGCAGAGGCGGAAUAUAUCCCCAAGGAGCAGACAGAUCCAACGGACAGCAAGCAAACUUCAAUACGAACACAGACUUUCCUGGCUUGGGAUCUAAUGUAGUUCAGAGUGCAAACGUAAGUAUAGUAGCUGCCUCGUCCCCCUUGUUGUAGGCCCACAGUGCUGACGCAGCCCUCGUAUAGGCUCCCUCGAACUUCUCUCUACCGACUCAACCCGGAACUGUAGCUGGUCCUCUUGCAGUCGCUCCCCAAGCACAAAAUGAUCCUUCCAAUCGUGGCUCUAAGUUCUCGGCUUGGAGACGAGGAAAAAGCAACAACGGUGGCAGUGACCGUGUAAGUAACCUUCAAGGAUACCUUGGGAGACAUAAGCUAAUAACAUAUGAAAAGUCUGGAAAUAAUGGACGCAACUCAGGCGUACCUCGAGGAAUGAACCAAGGAGGCAGCGAUUUUGAUAAUGUUUUGUAUCAAAUCCAGAAUAAGAUGAAUUUCAUCAAGGUGUCUGAGGCGAACAAGCCUGCUCGGUAACUAAACACUCCUAACAUGGUGACAUUUAAAAAUACGCACAAUACUCGCAGACCUCACGGCCGCUUACCACCUUCCACAAGUUCUCCGAGUUACCCGCAGAAAUACGAGUCCAGAUCUGGACAGAGGUCAUGUCAUGGCCUCACAUUAUCGAGAUCGAAUAUGGACCGAUUGUCAGAAACAACGAGAACAUGCUCGACACAAAUUGCUUCGGAAAGCAUACAAUCCGUCGAGUCUGUCCCAACUCUCGCAAGCCACCAGCUAUCCUCCACGUAAACCAGGAGGCUCGGGGUGAGGCUUUGAAAGUCUACCAGCUGCGUACACUUGACACCAGAAGUCCUGGCCACGCAGAAAAGGAGAUUUACUUCAAUCCCAAAGUAGACAUUGUUUACCUUGGAGAGGAGGCCUGCCGUAGUACAUUGCUUUGCAUCGAUAUGGAUGUACAAAGACUUGCGAUGCGUUCAUCUGGAAGGUUUACCCAAUGCUGCGACAAUGAUAACGAGACAUAUGGCAUCGUUGGUAGUAUUUCUCCAAUGCAGGGCCUCCAUGGCUUCUACCGCAUUGAGGCGGCACGAGGGUCCAGAGCAAUCCGAGAGGCAGAAGCUCGUGCUACUGGUCGUCCUUUGGAACUCGUUCGGGACGAUCAGUGGAACUUCAACACCAAAGCGAUUGCCGAAAAUCCAUACUCCAAUGACGACAUCUUCCCAGGACUGCCUGGCUUGCGGGAUGUUUUCAUGGUCGUUCAAAGCAAUCUCUGCAAACCAGAGCCUGGACAAGUUGGCCUGGAGCAUACCUUCCGCCCCGCCACCACUAAUGGGUUGACAAAUGGUCAACAUAGAUACAAGGCACACAUCCAACGCGACAUCGAUAGAGUAAUGAACGAUACCGCGUUGGAAGGAGUUGGCAAGAACAAGUGGCUUGGCGAUAACAAACCAGCUUUCCACUGGGUCAGUCUCAGCGAUGCGCCGGCCGUCGAGGGCAGACAAUACCAAGAUGGGCUAGGCGUCGAUGAGAAGGCAUACGGAUUCAUGCGCUGGGGAGAAGAAUAUUAUAAGAAAGGCAUCAAGUGCGAGAAGCGCGAGGAGUGGUCCAAUCGUCGGCGAGUACAAAACGCCAAUGGCUGCUCCGUCUUUAUGCCUGGAAGACAUUCCCUGGAGAGAAUCCAAGAGAAAUCGGCUUCAAGGGAAGCAAGAAGGCAGUUGCGGCCGCCAAAAAGAUGGUGAUUGAGAUGCUUGAGUCUAUCGGAGAGCAUAUCAUCACAGUUUACGGUGCUGAUCCGUAA
This is a messenger RNA of Hymenoscyphus albidus, 1891 nucleotides long. Lineage: Eukaryota; Fungi; Ascomycota; Leotiomycetes; Helotiales; Helotiaceae. The record is from the annotation of a GenBank genome assembly.